AUGUUAUCCAUUUUAGAAAAGUUUGACAUUUUUGGUGUUCCAAUUAAACUGAAAACUAUUAAAAAAUAAGAACAAUUUAAAUCAUCUCAAAGUGGAGUAAUAGCAAUUAUCAUAAUGAUUUUAAGCUUGGCUUAUUUCUUUUAUGUGAUAUCAUUAUGGAUCAAUGGAAAAUUAAUACCUAAAGUUACAACUUCUUAAAGAAUGAUUGAUUAUACGACUUAUGAAUGGGAAAAUAGUGAGAUUUCCUUUACUCUUUAUGAUAUAAGAUCAAAAAUAAAUCCAUUCACCAAAGAAAAUAACAUUAUUAUGCCAGUAUUAUUAGAAAUCUCUGGAUUAAUCAUUUCUGCUUAUCCUAGAUUGUUAUUUAGCACAUUAUAAGUAGAUGGAGACAAAAAUGUUAUAACAAUUGAUAAAGGAAAAUUAGUAUUAAGUUAAGUAGAUGGGUCGAAAGAAGAUGAUCAAGAAGAUAUAAAAUAGUAUUUUGUAUUUUUUACAAAAUGUCGCUAGGAUUGGAUGGAAGAAGGGGGAUAUUGUGCUGAUCAAUAAACUAUAGAUGAUUAUUUCAGUACAAAUCAUGGAUUAUUAUUUUUGUCGAUUAAUCUUCAAUAAUAUAAUUAUGAGACUUUGGAAUUUGAUGAAAUUAAAAAAACUUAAUUUUUUGCCUUUGAAGAAAAAAGCCCAUUUUAUUCUUAAGUGGUUCUAUAAAAAUAAUAAACAACUAUUGAUGAUGGUAUAUUAUUUAGUAACUUUAAAACUUUUGAAGUAAUUAAGGAUUAUGAAGUUAAUACUUAAGCAGUUUCAGCUAAAUUUGCUUAGGACACUGUAAUAACUGUAGAUAAUAUUUAAUUGGAAUUUGAAUCAUUAGGGGCAUUUAUUUUCAGAAUUGACAACAUACAAGCAAAUGAGACUAUACUUAUGCCAAAAUUAGGAGAAGUAUUGGCUCAAAUUGGAUCCAUUGUUAAUAUUAUAAUGUUAUUGAAAAUACUCUCUAAUAUGAUUAAUACAGCUAUGUUGGAGAGUACCAUAUUGCAUCAAAUAAUUGAAAUUUAUUAUCCACAAUUUCAGCAUGUCUAAAUUACCAAGAAUUUUUUAGGUUAGAUUAAAUAAGUGCAUUAUAAAGGUGUUGAAAUCAAAUUGGCUAAUUUUUAGCAUAAAUAUAAUUAAUUAUUAGAAAUUGCAAGAACAAAAUUCACUUUUAAUAAUCUUAUUUAAGAAAUAUCUCGUGUUUAAUUGGUUUUAAUAAAUUAGAUAGGCAUUUAAAAUAUAAAAAAUAUAUUUAAGAUAGAAGAGGAUCUGAAAUUCUUUGAGAGCGAUAGAUUAUCUAAUUCCAAUCAUCAAAUUUAGAAUUUAGUUUCCGUAUUACCUGAAGAAUCACCCAAAAAAUCAGAAUUUGAAAGAUUUGAAUUGUUUAAUUCAGAAUUUCCAUCAUGA
Messenger RNA from Paramecium pentaurelia, 1431 nucleotides. NCBI's taxonomy places the organism in Eukaryota, Ciliophora, Oligohymenophorea, Peniculida, Parameciidae. The record is from the annotation of a GenBank genome assembly.